Molecule: messenger RNA, 1143 nt
Organism: Funneliformis mosseae
Lineage: Eukaryota; Fungi; Glomeromycota; Glomeromycetes; Glomerales; Glomeraceae
Source: the annotation of a GenBank genome assembly
AUCUUUGAAAUGUUUUUUGGUGGUCGAUACAUUAUUCUUUUGAUGGGUUUAUUUUCAAUUUACACUGGGUUGAUCUAUAACGAUGUCUUUUCUCGAACUAUGCACUUGACAAAAUCUGGUUGGGAGUUUACAUUAGACCCCGAUAGUGGAAAAGAAAUUGGCAAGCAAACUGGUGUUUACCCAAUUGGUGUCGAUCCGGCAUGGCAUGGUACCGAAAACUUUUUACUGUUCACCAAUUCUUAUAAAAUGAAAAUGUCAAUAAUUCUUGGUGUUAUUCAGAUGAGUUUCGGUAUAUUCCUUUCAAUAUUUAAUUACAUUCAUUUCAAAAAAACUUUGAGUAUCUGGGCCGAAUUCAUCCCUCAGAUAUUAUUUAUGCAAUGUAUCUUUGGAUACCUGUGUUUUACGAUCAUUUAUAAGUGGUCCAUACCUUGGUACGAACCUGAUGCUAACGGAAAUCCAAGGAACAGUCCACCUGGAUUAUUAAAUAUGUUAAUUUAUAUGUUUUUACAACCUGGUUCCGUUGAAAAAAAUGCUGAGUUAUAUCCUGGACAGGGGACUGUACAGCUCGCAUUACUCUUAAUAGCUGCGGUCUGCAUACCUUGGAUGUUGUUUGUGAAGCCUUUCGUUUUGCGUCGUGAGUAUAAGAAAAUACGGGCACAGGGAUAUCAUAAUCCGCAAGCUGACGUUACACGUAUAUCUACAGAUGAGAAUAAUGAGCACGGCGGAGCAAUAGUAGCAGAGGAAAUGCAUGAGGAAGAAGAGUUUGAUUUCGGAGAGGUUAUGAUUCAUCAGGUCAUUCAUACGAUCGAAUUCUGUUUGGGUUGUAUUUCUAAUACAGCAAGUUAUUUACGAUUAUGGGCUCUGAGUUUAGCACAUGCUCAAUUGUCUGCUGUCUUAUACGAUAUGACUCUGAAGAAUACUAUAAAUUUUAAAGGAGUAGUUGGGUUUAUCUUACUCGUGAUAACAGCAGUCUUAUGGUUUGUUUUGACUGUUGGUAUCUUAUUGCUUAUGGAAGGAUUAUCCGCUUUCUUACACGCAUUACGUUUGCAUUGGGUUGAAUUCAAUAAUAAAUUUUAUGAAGGUUCAGGCAGAAAAUUUAUGCCUUUUUCAUUUAAACUUAUUUUAAAAGGUCAAGACGAUUAA